UGUCUUUUCAGUUUUGUUCUUGGAGUCAUCGCGUUUAGUUAUUCAAAAAAUCAACACUUCGCGUUCAGUAGCAAAUCUAGAGUGUGCUUAAAUAGUAAAUUAGACACAUACAAAAUUAUUAAAAUUCUUCCUUUGAAAUUACAAAUCGCGAUCAAAUAAAACGUGAAACGUUUAACAAACUACAAAAAUUAAUUGGAAAAACGUGUCACAAUCGCAAACAAACAAACAAAUAGUACAGACUUUAAGUACCCGCAUAUAAAAUUUUAAUAAUUGUGAAUUCAACAGUAAAAAUAUAUGAAUUGGUUAAAAUAAAAAUUUUAAAACGCUCUCAACAAAAAGGAAGUGUGCAAUAAUUUAUUUACGUUUAAUAAAUCAGUUUGCGUUUAAAACCACAACAACUUUAUAAAUAAUUGUGUGUGAUCGGUGAAUUUUCAUUAAUCAAGCCAUAGGAAAAGCACCGUUUAUUCUUAAAUAAAAAGUAUAUCCUAUAUUACUUUAAAAACAGUAAAACAAAAACAAAAAAACAGCUUAAAAAUGAGUCUGUGUGAUACCAACACCGUUACCAUUCAAGCCACCCCCCAACAACAGCAUCAGAGUACACAGAGCAUAGCCGAUUACUUGGCACAAUUGCUGAAGGAUCGCAAACAAAUGGCAGCUUUUCCAAACGUAUUUAAUCAUGUGGAACGUCUGCUCGAUGAAGAAAUCGCGCGAGUACGUGCCUCACUAUUUCAAAUAAAUGGCGUCAAGAAGGAACCACUCACGCUGCCAGAGCCCGAGGGCGCCCCUGUACAGUUAAAUGAGAAAGUCUAUGUGCCAGUUCGAGAACAUCCAGAUUUCAACUUCGUUGGCAGAAUUUUGGGCCCACGCGGCAUGACAGCUAAGCAAUUAGAACAAGAGACUGGUUGUAAGAUAAUGGUUCGAGGCAAAGGCUCGAUGAGAGAUAAAAAGAAGGAGGACGCAAAUCGUGGCAAACCCAACUGGGAACACUUGUCCGAUGAUCUGCAUGUGUUGAUCACUGUGGAGGAUACAGAGAAUCGUGCCAAAGUCAAAUUAGCUCAGGCCGUUGCCGAAGUGCAAAAGCUACUCGUACCGCAAGCUGAAGGCGAAGAUGAACUUAAAAAACGUCAACUCAUGGAAUUAGCUAUAAUUAAUGGCACUUAUAGGGAUACGUCGGCGAAAAAUGCCAUACCAGCCUGCGAGGAGGAAUGGCGUCGUGUGAUUGCUGCAUCUGAGAGCCGCCUCUUGGCGCCAGCAUUGCCCGGUUUAGCACCACAGAUACGCGCACCACAGGCCACCACACUGGGCGCACCCUUGAUACUCUCACAACGCAUGACCGUGCCGACCACAGCGGCGAGCAUACUGUCCGGCCAAGCUGCGCCCGCCGCCUUCGAGAAUCCCGCACACGGCAUGAUUUUCACACCGUACGGCGAUUAUGCGAAUUACGCUGCACUUGCUGCCGGCAAUCCCUUGCUGACGGAAUACACAGAUCAUAGCGCUAACAACUGUUUAUACAAUACAACAACAGCGCCACAAUUCUACAUCCCCACCUAUGAUUACAUACGCCUGCCACAUAACAGCCACAUAAUGCACGCGAAUAUUGGCAGAAAAUAUUCGAGCGCUUCAUCGUCGGUGUCCAACACCACAUCGGCAUCCUCGUCGUUUAUGCCGGUGGGUUGAAUUCGUGUUAAUGAGGAGCGUGUGCGAGUGUCAGCCGGUGAUGUGUGGCGCAGCAAGCAAGCAAGCAAUCAGUCAACUGAACAAACAGUCAAUUAAGCCACCUAAUAUCAUGUGUCUGCGUUGGCUUUCACCACACACACACAGAGAGACACGAGCGAGGAAUACCUUUGAGGGACGUAAUUGGUAGCGGCAUAACUGAAUUUGCAAUGUAACAAACCGGAAUUAAAUUGUACUCACCAUGUGGUCGCUCAUACAAAUAUAUACACUACUCGCAACCGAUUUUGGACAGUUGAUUUCUGAUGCUGCAUCUAAAGCUGCGUUUGCCGCGAAUUUCAGUUAUUGUACCGUAUAUAACAGUACAAUACCGUUUAGAAUUUACAACAAACAGUCAAACUUAGACAAAAAGCUAUUUUUUUUAAUUUUAAAGCCUUAUCGUGAACAUGUAGAUUCUUUAAAGUUCGAAUUAACCGCAAACAACUGUAUUUUACAUAACAGAAACUUAAAAAGUGCCACCCUGUAUUAUUGUAGGGUAUUGUAUCGUAUUGAAGGUGUAAAUACAAAUCAUUGUGAGCCAUAACUUUCACUAUAACAAAUCUAAGCUGCGAACAAAAAUAAAGUACUGCUCAAAUCAAGUCUCAUGCGAAUCUCAAAAAUUUCAUUUCUAAAAGAAUCUUAAAUUUACAGCCUUUUCUAUAUACUUUUCUAGCAAAACAAAAUUAAUUUUUAAGUAAAGCUUUUUAUGGCAAAGCAUUGUUUAAGUGUAAACAAAUAUUAUUUAAAAUAAUUAUUGAUAAACAACAGCUGUAAAAUGCAACAAAAACAAAAGAGAUAAAAAGAGAAAGGAUAUAUGCAUAUUAUAGUCAUUCUAGCCAAUCAAGUUACAACACAUUUUAUAAACAAAAAAAACAGUUUUUAAGCAGAAAAUUGCUUAAUCGAAAAGCUUUUAAAAGCAAUUUUAUAUAUAACUAACUAGUUUAACGAGAAAUCAAAUUUUUUUAUGAAACUAAAAAAUACUAUGGACAACUACAACCAGCAAAAACAAAAAAAAAAAAAAGCGUUCAUAUCAAACAAGAAAAGAAGCCAUAUUUAGUUUGUAUAAGAGCAUAAAUUAAUUGUAGGCAUAAUUUAUUUACAAUUAACAGUUAAAUAUUAUUAUAUUCUUUUGCAACUAUAAUUAAUGAUGUUAUGCUUAAUAAUAAUCACCAAUCAAUCACUAAACGCACACAACUACAUUAAAUACAUUUUUUUAAUUUUAAUUAAAUUAGUAAGCAUAAAAACAAACGUUGCAGUUAAACUUAUAAUGAAUGAAAUUAACCGUAAAGGUUUUCAAGAGAAAAACAGAAAAAAAAAAUAUUUAAAAAAAAAUUAUGUAAAGCGAAGAAAAAAAUAAUGCAGCGCAAAUUAUGCUGAUUAUGUGGCCAAACUGAAGUUUUUGCUUCGGAUUUCAUUUAUAAAUUUAUUUAUAAUACAAAUUACUAAUAAAAAGUUUGUAAAAAAUAUUGCUAAUUUUAAAAUGUUGUAUGUUAAAAAAAAACAGUGUGUUUUUUGUAGUAAACAUUACAGCAAAAUUUAAUUAAUUAAAUAUUAUUAAAUAAAUUAAUAAUUAAUAAAUAUGCUAAGCAUAAUUAUGGAAGCCAUGCAGUUUAUAAUUCACUUCACAGUUGUGUUUUUGUUUGUUUUUUUUUUGUUUUUUUUUUUUUUUUUGUUUUUUUUUUUUUUGCUAUAAAGCAUGCUUUUGGGAUUACGACAUUUGGAAUAAUUGCAAUUUAAAAAAUUUUAAAUAAAAUUUAAAUAUAAAUUUGAAAUUUAAAAAGUAUUUUGAAACACUUUACCACUUUCAUAAUAUUAUAACCACACUUUUAAGCAAAAAUUUAAUAACAGUUAUCUACCAAUUGCUUUUAAAAGCAACCACGUUUUACUUAUUGCCUUAAAAUACCAUUAAUAAUUACAGAAAAUUAAUUUUUGAAAUCAGCAGUGUGUUUUCUUCAAACAUUUUCAUACAAAUUAUGCACUUAUUUGACGUACACUUGCUAUGAAAGCUCUAAAGUAAUUUGAAUUUACAUGCAAUCACUCAGCGUUAUGCAGAAAUUGGCAAAAUUACGAUACCUCGAUUUACUCUAGAGUAUAUGCUUGUGAAAUUGCAAUUAUUUCAUUUGAUGUAACCACAAACGUGUGUCCUAAAAGCAUGCCACAGCUCUUCUAAAGUCCCGCAAGCAGCCAGCAAGCGACUGCACAAAUUACAGUAAAUUAACGGAAUUUUUCAAGCUGCAGCCAUUGCAUGUGUAAUUGCGAACUUAUUAAUUAGCGAGUAAAUGCGAAUCGAUUGUGCCUUUGAAUAAAUACAUAUAUAGUAUAUUUAUGCAACAUACAUAUGAAUAUGUUGAGAAACAUACCUAUAUUAUAUAAAUGUACGAGAGCAGAGCAGCACUCAAAGCUGAUAUCAUAACUUUGCAAGCAAUUAAAAUGCAAAAAUACAUACAGACAUAUAGUAGCAAUGUUAAUUUACUUUAGAAAAUCUUCCGUCUAAAUGCAGCGCGCCCGCAAAUAUCAUGAAUUUUUUGCUUUAAUUAUUGUGAAGAAAAAACAUUUUAUUGUAUAACAACUAAUGCAGAUUACAAUAAAAAUAAAAAAAAAUAUUUUAUAUAUAAAAUAUAAUAGUUAAUCGUAUGCGUAAAUCGUUUGCUAUUGGCCACACACACACACAAAUGUUUUUUUUUUUUCAAUUAGCUGUAAUUUAAUGGAAAUUAUUAAACUGUAGUGUGCGAGAGCUAAAAAGCAUUGUAAUUAAACAAAUAAUGAUAAUACUAUUAUUAAUUAAA
Molecule: messenger RNA, 4496 nt
Organism: Zeugodacus cucurbitae (melon fly)
Lineage: Eukaryota; Metazoa; Arthropoda; Insecta; Diptera; Tephritidae
Gene: how
Product: protein held out wings
Exons: 9
Coding region: 535-1677 (380 amino acids)
Biological process (GO): regulation of mRNA splicing, via spliceosome
Cellular component (GO): nucleus
Molecular function (GO): mRNA binding
Source: RefSeq, a predicted model, not a curated record